CUCAAUGUGCAACGUUGUUAACCUGCUUUUUAGCGUCAAAUUCAGAUUAGGAGGCAUUAAUAUUGAAUUCACGACCCUGAUCUGACCGUACUUGCGUGAAAUCGUGUCUUUAUUUUCCCGAUAGUGGAAGCAUGCAUUCCAGUAUUGGACGCUAAUUUCAAACUUUAAGAUGCAUGGAGACCGCCCCGCACGCUUCCAUUUACUUUGAAGUAAAGGCAAGGUGGUGGCUGCGGUGACUGUGUCUCCACAAGUGGAGGCUGCUGUGCUGCUCGGAGACAAGUUUUGCUGGGUUUGCUUUUAAUUUUCACUACUCGUCAUGGCAGGUUCAGAGCUGUACACCAAGAAUGCCCGUGUGUGGCUCCCGGACCCCGUGGAAGUGUGGAAGUCAGCAAAGCUAGUCAAAGAUUAUGCGACUGCCACCAAGACGUUAUUUCUCCUCCUGGAUGAUGGCACUGAGUUGGAAUAUAAAGUAGAUCCUCAUACAAACAACCUUCCACCUCUAAGGAACCCCAACAUCCUGGUGGGGGAAAAUGACCUCACGGCUCUCAGCUACCUUAAUGAACCGGCCGUCUUACACAACAUCAAAGUGCGCUUCAUCGACUCCAAGCUGAUUUACACGUACUGUGGCAUUGUUCUUGUUGCCGUCAAUCCAUAUGAGAGUCUGCCCAUCUAUGAAGCUGACAUCAUCCACGCCUACCGUGGGCAGGACAUGGCCGACAUGGACCCCCACAUAUUUGCAGUGGCCGAGGAAGCUUACAAACAGAUGGCCAGAGACCAACAGAACCAAUCCAUAAUAGUGAGUGGAGAGUCAGGAGCUGGCAAAACCGUCUCUGCUAAGUAUGCCAUGCGUUACUUUGCUACGGUCAGCGGUUCCUCUGGUGAGGCUGAUAUUGAGGAGAGAGUCCUGGCCUCCAACCCCAUCAUGGAGGCUCUUGGGAAUGCCAAAACGACGAGGAAUGACAAUAGCAGCCGCUUCGGGAAGUACAUUGAGAUCGGGUUUGAUAAGAAGCAUCGUAUCAUCGGAGCUCACAUGAGGACAUAUUUAUUGGAAAAAUCAAGAGUUGUUUUUCAGGCCCAUGAAGAAAGGAACUAUCAUAUAUUUUAUCAGCUGUGCGCCUCCUCACAUUUACCAGAGUUUAAAGACUUCAAAUUAGGUGAUGCAGAUGAUUUCCACUACACUAAUCAGGGUCAUUAUCCAGUUAUUGAUGGAGUGGAUGAUGGCAAAGAUAUGUGCAGCACAAGGAGAGCUUUUUCACUAUUAGGAAUCGGUGAAAGCCAUCAAAUGGAAAUCUACCAGAUUCUGGCAGCUAUUCUUCAUCUUAGCAAUGUGGAUGUUAAGGAUCAUUCAGGUGACAGAAGCAGCAUUUCGCCAGACAAUUUUCACUUGGUGGUGUUCUGUGACUUGAUGGGGGUGCCCUGCGAAGAAAUGGCCCACUGGCUCUGCCACAGGAAACUCCAGACAACCACAGAAACAUACGUCAAAGGUGUCUCCAAGACGAAUGCGGUCAAUGGCCGAGACGCACUCGCCAAGCACAUUUAUGCUCGGCUCUUCAGCUGGAUUGUUGGCUGUAUCAAUAAUGUGCUCAAAUCAGCAGUUAAACAACACUCAUUCAUUGGCGUUCUGGACAUUUAUGGGUUUGAAACAUUUGAUACCAAUAGCUUUGAACAGUUUUGUAUCAACUAUGCCAAUGAGAAACUCCAACAGCAAUUCAACCUGCAUGUCUUCAAACUGGAACAAGAAGAGUACAUGAAGGAGGAGAUUCCAUGGACCCUGAUUGACUUCUAUGACAACCAGCCGUGCAUCAAUCUCAUCGAGGCAAAGUUGGGCAUCCUCGACCUUCUGGAUGAGGAGUGCAAAAUGCCGCAAGGCUCCGAUGACACGUGGUGUCAGAAAAUGUACAACAACCUGUUGAAGCAGAACGCUCACUUUGACAAACCGAGGUUAUCGAACAGAGCUUUCAUCGUUCACCACUUUGCGGAUAAGGUGGAGUACCAGUGUGACGGUUUCCUAGAGAAAAACAAGGACACCGUCAAUGAAGAGCAAAUACACGUGUUACAGAAGAGCAAGUUUGAUUUCUUGCUGAAACUGUUUGUGGGAAAUGAAAAGGCAACAAGCUCCACCAACAGACCCGCGACCAGCAUUACGGGAAGAUCUGGUCAGUCACAGAGAGCUAAUAAGAAGACUGUGGGGCUGCAGUUUCGACAGUCCCUACAUUUGCUGAUGGACACGCUGAAUGCUACGACUCCUCACUAUGUUCGGUGCAUUAAACCAAAUGACCAUAAAGUGCCAUUCAGCUUGGACCCUGUGAGGGCAGUCCAGCAGCUGCGAGCGUGUGGCAUCUUGGAAACGAUACGGAUCUCGGCAGCUGGAUUCCCUUCGAGAUGGACCUAUCAGGAAUUCUUCUGUCGUUACCGGGUCCUUAUGAAGCAAAAGGAUGUGCUUUCUGAUGUAAAACAGACCUGCCAAAAUCUCCUGAAAAAGCUCAUCCAGGACCAGAAUCUGUAUCAGUGUGGUAAAAACAAGAUCUUCUUCAGAGCUGGCCAGGUGGCCUACUUGGAAAAACUGCGAUCUGAACAGUUACGAAGAGCUUGUGUCAGCAUCCAGAAGACAAUCCGCUGCUGGCUGGCACGUAAAAAAUUCCUGAGGAUGAAGCAGUCUGCCAUCACUAUUCAAAGACAUGUGCGGGGUCAUCAGGCACGCUGUUAUGUUCGCUUUCUGCGGAGGACAAAAGCAGCUGUUGUCAUUCAACGUAAUGUCCGAAUGUGGGCGGCCAGAAGACGAUACCAAAAGCUGCGCUCUGCAUCCGUUGUCAUUCAGUCCUUCUUCAGGGCGUAUGCAGCCAGAAAGCUGUACUAUAAGAUUUUGUACGACCAAAAGGCUUUGGUCAUCCAAAAGUGGGUGAAAGGCUGGCUAGCCAGGCAGCGUUAUCGACGUACUCGAGCAAAUGUCAUCCUGCUGCAGUGCUGUGUGCGACGCCUACUGGCCAAAAGGGAAUUAAAGAAGCUCAAAGUUGAGGCGCGCUCAGUGCAGCGUCUCAAGAAUCUCAACGUUGGCAUGGAGAACAAAAUUAUGCAGUUGCAACACAAGCUAGAUGAGCAGCACAAAGACGUCAGAGAGCUCAGCGAGAGACUAAAUGCCGCGACCAAGACCCGAGAUAUGGAGAGAGAGCAACACUGCAGAGAGAUAGAAAACCUUCAGAGAUCCGAGCAGAAGGCCAAAGCCAAGGCAGAAAGGCUCCCUUCACUAAUGGAGCAGCUCACCUUUCUUCAGCGCGAGCUGGAGAGCACUCGUAGUGAAAAGGAAGUGCUGGAAGAUCAGAACAGCGUCUACAAGAAGCAGACACAAGAGGUGGUAGAGGAGCUUAAUAUGAAGAAUGGUUUGCUGACUGAUGAAAAGGAAAAUCUGAACAAGCUCAUCCUGGAACAAAAAGAACAGUUGACAGAAAUUAACGCCCAGGUGGAAAGCACUGAAAAACUACAGAGAGAGUUAACUGAAGAGCGCUCCCGGUACCAAAACCUGCUGAGUGAACACCUGCACCUACAGGAGCUGCAUAAAGACCUGAAGGAGGAACUGGAACUUAGGCUUAGUCCAAGCAAAAGGCCGGACUCCAGCUAUGACAGUAACUUGCCUGAAUGCAGUCCAGUGAUUGGCUCUACUAAUGGACAGUACAGCUCAGUUCACAAAGCGGAUGAGACCCCCUCUACUGUAGAACUCCCACUCAUUCUCAAGCUCCAGAGAAGAGUUAGAGAACUAGAGAGGGACAAACAAUUUCUACAGCAGCAGUUAGAUGAGAAGGAAACCAACGAGGAAGAAGCCAAGGAUUCGGAGGAGGAGAUAACUGUUGGCAGAGCAGAACUGGAUUUGGAAACGCUGAAGCGCCAAGAGCUGGAGUCUGAAAAUAAGAAGUUGAAGCAGGACUUGAGUGAACUGCGCAAGUCUUUAACCAGUGAGAACAGCGAGCUGAUGCCCCCUGCUGUGGGCUCCACCACAUACAACGUAUUGCUGGAGCAACUCAACUCUUCUAACGAAGAGCUGGAAUUGCGAAAAGAGGAAGUGCUUCUUCUCCAGUCACACAUAGUGCGCCAAGAGGCUAUGAAAUACAAGGACUCUGCGCUUGGAGAGGGGGUGAAUUUAGACCUUAGUGAUGUUCCCUCAUUUCAAGACAUUGACAGGUCCACUGACAUCCAUACAUUGAAUGAGGAUGGAGAACUGUGGCUGGCUUAUGAAGGCUUGAAGGAGACCAACAGGCUUCUGGAGUGCCAAAUGCAGAAGCUGGAAAGGCAGCACAGUGAAAGUUAUGAGAAACUGCGGACGGAGGUGAACACGCUCAAGCAAGAAAAGGAGCAGCAGGAGAAGCUUUUGGCUCAGACUUUGCUCCUGCCUGAAGACGCUCGCAUUGAAGCGGGCCUGGAGCUCGAAAUUACCCGGCUCACCCACGAAAAUCUGGAGCUCAUGGAGCAACAGGACAAACAAGACAAGACUAUUGUCAAUUUGAAAAAAGAUCUUCAGCUCUACAUGAAAAGAGUAGAAGAGUUUCAAGCUCAACAAAGGAAAACGUACCUUGAGACAAAUUCUUCUGCCAAAGCAGUGAGCAUACCUCGCAAGGAGAGAGAGUACCAGGGAAUGUUGGAGUACAAAGAGGGUGAAGAGAGCCGCCUUGUUAAAAGUUUGGUUUUAGACCAGAAGGCCCGUGGUGUCGCUGUCAGCUUCCUUCCUGGCCUUCCUGCUUACAUCAUCUUCAUGUGCCUGCGAUACGCUGACAGGGUUAACGACGAUCAGCGAGCCAGCACACUGCUCAAUUCUGUGCUCUGCAGCAUCAAAGGAGUCAUUAAGAAGCGAGGAAAGGAUUUUGCCGUGUUGUCCUUCUGGUUAUCCAACACAAGUCGACUAAUUCACUGUCUGAAGCAGUAUAGUGGAGACGAAACGUUCAAGACGUAUAACACUGCGAAGCAGAACGAGCAUUGCCUGACCAACUUUGAACUGACGGAGUACCAGAAUGUGUUUGCAGACCUAGCUAUCCAUAUUUAUCGCCAGCUCAUCAAAAGCAUGGAGGACACCCUGCAGCCCCUCAUAGUUUCAAGCAUGUUGGAGCAUGAGACAAUCCAGGGGGUUCUGGGCUCCAAGCCGACAGGUCUGAGGAAAAAGAGCUCGGGUUCCCCAGAGGAAGACGCGGUUACCGUGGAAGUCCUCCUGCAGCAACUUGGACUCUGGCACACCACUAUGAUGCAACAUGGGAUGGACUCUGGCCUCAUUAAACAGGUGGUUCGGCAGCAGUUCUACAUCAUUUGUGCUGUCACCCUGAACCACCUGCUACUCAGGAAGGACAUGUGCUCAUGGAGCAAAGGGCUGCAGAUCAGGUACAAUGUGUGGCAGUUGGAGGAAUGGCUGGCGGAGAGGGAAAUGGCCGACUGUGGCGCCAAAGAAAUGUUGGAACCUCUCGUACAAGCCGCACAGCUGCUGCAGGUCAAGAAGAAGACUGAGGCCGACGCUCAGGCUAUUUGCAACAUGUGCACGGGCCUCACGACUGCACAGAUUGUGAAAGUGCUGACACUUUAUACACCAGUGAUCGAGUUUGAAGAGCGCGUGACAACCACAUUCAUCGCAACCAUUAAAGACAUCUUGAAAGACAGAGAGGAGUCGUCCACACUGAUGAUGGAUGCCAAGAAAAUCUUUUCUGUCACGCUUUCUUUCUCACCCUCCUCUGUGGCGCUGGAGACCAUCCAGAUCCCUGCAAGCCUAAAUUUGGAUUUCCUCAACCGUAUAUAGAGCCAGCCUUUGACAGUGUUUUGCUGUUUAUCAUGUGUGGUUUUCAAUUUGUACCUAACUUUUGUAUUCACGUGCCAAGUAAAUAUAAAAAGUCAGUUUAAGGAAAUAUGAUCUGGGGACUUAGCAGUAUAUGUUUAGUGAAUAAGCAAGAGAAAUAAUAUAAUUAUUGACACUACAUAAUUUUGUAAAGGAUUGAACAUAAAGUAAUUGAAAUGUUGAAUGUGACAACCAGUUAUUAAAUAUAUCAGUUUGUUUUUUUU
Messenger RNA from Hippocampus comes (tiger tail seahorse), 6027 nucleotides. RefSeq names its product unconventional myosin-Va-like. The coding region runs from base 317 to 5767 and encodes 1816 amino acids. NCBI's taxonomy places the organism in Eukaryota, Metazoa, Chordata, Actinopteri, Syngnathiformes, Syngnathidae. The transcript has 41 exons. The record is from RefSeq and is a predicted model, not a curated record. Gene Ontology annotation, biological process: actin filament organization. Gene Ontology annotation, molecular function: ATP binding; microfilament motor activity; actin filament binding. Gene Ontology annotation, cellular component: myosin complex; cytoplasm; actin cytoskeleton.